AUGGGCGGUGAUGUGGAGCAGCUCGUCAACGACUUCGGCAUCCAGUUUCUCCACAGCACACCUUAUUAUGCCCAGUCUAAUGGUCAGGGAGAGGCCAGUAACAAGAUUAUCAUUACCCUACUGAAGAAGAUGCUUGUGAAAAACCCUCGCCAAUGGCAUGAGACAUUGUAUGAAACAUUGCGGGCCUAUCGCACUUCAAAACAAACUCCUAUUGCCACAACGCCCUAUGCACUCAUGUUUGGUCACGACGCGGAGCACGAAGACCUUAGCGGACAACGGUUAGAGGCUUUCGACAACUUAGUGAUGGAGAAGCAACGCAUCGCUCACGCCUAUGAUAAGAGAACUCGUGGCCGCAGUUACAAAGAGGGCGAGCUCGUUUGGAAGGCAGUUCUUCCAUUUGGUGAGAAGUUGACCCGUCGUGGUAAAUGGACCCCACGCUGGGAAGGGCCCUUUGUGAUUUAUAGAAUUCUGGAACGUGGGGCUUUUCACCUCAAAGAUUUGGAUGGCGACCUCCACUGCAACCCUAUCAAUGGCUGA
This is a messenger RNA of Rosa chinensis, 537 nucleotides long. RefSeq lists its product as uncharacterized. Lineage: Eukaryota; Viridiplantae; Streptophyta; Magnoliopsida; Rosales; Rosaceae. The record is from RefSeq and is a predicted model, not a curated record. The transcript has 2 exons. Gene Ontology annotation, molecular function: nucleic acid binding. Bases 1 to 537 code for a protein of 178 amino acids.